Hyla sarda is the source of this 4544-nucleotide messenger RNA. It is a transcript of the gene MBTPS1, whose product is annotated as membrane bound transcription factor peptidase, site 1. The record is from RefSeq and is a predicted model, not a curated record. Bases 449 to 3610 code for a protein of 1053 amino acids. Gene Ontology annotation, molecular function: serine-type endopeptidase activity. Gene Ontology annotation, cellular component: Golgi apparatus. Lineage: Eukaryota; Metazoa; Chordata; Amphibia; Anura; Hylidae. Gene Ontology annotation, biological process: proteolysis. The transcript is spliced from 23 exons.
CCUCCCCGCCGGCUGCUUCCGGUGACGUAAUGACUCACAGCCUUAGGGGGAUAAAAAAAACAUACAAGAUGGCCGAGCUGUGUGACCGGGAGUGAGCGGAGUUGGUGGAAGUUGUCAUUUGUGUCGGUGUAGCUGUUGUUCGGAGACGGUAUUAGGCCCUCGCAGCAGCAACUCAUUUGAAGUGGUCAUCUUGUUCUUCUGCUAUGGAUCUUGAAUUCUUUUCUUCCCACACUGAGUAAGCGAGGAGUCUGGGCAUCAUGGAGAAGAAGCGCAGAAAGAAAUGAGAGCUGUGCACCCAGGCUAUGGGCCUCUGACAUGCUGACUUUAUUGAACCCCUAGAACUGUUUGUAGUUACCCGGCUGGACAUUGACUGCUAGUGACAACUGUGUGCUGAUCUGACCCUUGUGAACGCAGGCCGUGACUUCACCAUAUAAACUUCACACAUUCUAUGAACAUGAGGUUUGCAAAGUUCUGGUUGAAGCUGGUUGUGAUAUUACUGUGUCUGAAGAAGCACCAGAGCACCCAGCCGGGAAACUCUUCCUCUGAACCGGAAUCCUGUAAUGGCUGCUCUCAUCUUACACUUAGUGUGGACUUUUCUUCGUCCGUGGUGGAACAUGAAUACAUUGUAGCAUUCAAAGGAUACUUCACAGCAAAUGCACGAAGCAAGUUUAUCAGCAGUGCCCUGAGAAGCAGUGGUGUGGAGGACUGGAGGAUUGUACCCAGGAAUAACCCGGCCAGUGAUUACCCCAGUGACUUUGAGCUGAUUGAGAUCAAGAGCCAUCAGCGUGACUGUGUUCUGACUUUAGAAGACCACCCCAACAUCAAGAGGGUCACCCCUCAGAAACGGGUUUUUCGGUCUCUCAAAUUUGUAGAUGGUGACCCUUCAGCCUCCUGUAAUGAGACAAAGUGGAGUCAGAAAUGGCAGUCCUCGCGUCCGCUCAGAAGAACCAGCCUUUCUCUUAGCUCUGGAUUUUGGCAUGCUACAGGGAGACACUCUAGUAGACGCCUCCUGAGAGCCAUUCCACGGCAGGUUGCUCAGACUCUUCAAGCUGAUGUAUUGUGGCAACUGGGAUACACAGGCAGUAAUGUAAGAGUUGCUGUGUUUGACACUGGAUUAAGUGAGAGACACCCACACUUCAAAAAUGUAAAGGAACGGACCAACUGGACCAAUGAGAAAACCUUGGAUGAUGGACUUGGACAUGGCACUUUUGUGGCAGGUGUUAUUGCCAGCAUGCGAGAAUGCCAGGGACUUGCUCCAGAUUCUGAGCUGCACAUCUACCGAGUCUUCACCAAUAAUCAGGUUUCCUACACAUCAUGGUUCCUUGAUGCUUUUAACUAUGCCAUCCUGAAGAAAAUUGAUGUACUGAACCUCAGUAUUGGGGGGCCGGACUUCAUGGAUCAUCCUUUUGUUGAUAAGGUUUGGGAGUUAACAGCCAAUAAUGUGAUCAUGGUUUCUGCAAUAGGAAAUGAUGGACCACUCUAUGGAACGCUGAACAACCCAGCAGACCAAAUGGAUGUCAUAGGAGUUGGUGGCAUUGAUUUUGAGGACAAUAUAGCUAGAUUUUCUUCAAGGGGAAUGACCACAUGGGAACUGCCUGGAGGAUAUGGCAGGAUGAAGCCUGACAUUGUCACCUAUGGUUCUGGGGUCAGAGGAUCUGGUAUGAAGGGUGGUUGUCGCUCCUUGUCUGGCACAAGUGUUGCUUCCCCUGUGGUGGCCGGAGCAGUGACUCUGCUUGUUAGUACUGUUCAGAAGAGGGAGAUGGUAAAUCCAGCCAGCAUGAAACAGGCGCUCAUUGCUUCAGCACGCAGACUUCCAGGGGUGAAUAUGUUUGAGCAAGGACAUGGUAAAUUGGAUCUAAUCCGGGCCUACCAGAUCCUCAACAGUUACAAGCCACAGGCCAGUUUAAGUCCUAGCUAUGUGGACCUCACAGAAUGUCCCUAUAUGUGGCCAUACUGUUCUCAGCCUAUUUACUAUGGUGGGAUGCCAACAAUUGUAAACAUCACUAUUCUUAACGGUAUGGGGGUCACCGGAAGGAUAGUGGACAAGCCUGACUGGCAGCCGUACCUCCCACACAAUGGUGAUAACAUUGAAGUUGCCUUCUCCUACUCAUCUGUGCUGUGGCCAUGGUCUGGCUAUCUGGCGAUCUCAAUCUCGGUAGCAAAGAAAGCAGCUUCAUGGGAAGGCAUUGCGCAGGGUCAUGUGAUGAUUACAGUGGCAUCUCCAGAAGAAAACCAGAAGAAUGGAGCAGAGCAAUUCUCUACGAUAAAACUGCCGAUCAAGGUCAAGAUCAUUCCCACUCCACCGCGUAGUAAGAGGGUUCUUUGGGAUCAGUAUCACAACCUCCGUUACCCACCAGGCUACUUCCCGAGAGACAACCUAAGGAUGAAGAAUGACCCCUUAGACUGGAAUGGCGACCAUGUUCACACAAACUUUCGAGACAUGUACCAACACUUAAGAAGUAUGGGCUACUUUGUAGAAGUCUUGGGUUCACCCUUCACAUGCUUUGAUGCCAGCCAGUAUGGAACUCUGCUAAUGGUUGAUAGCGAAGAAGAAUUUUUUCCUGAGGAAAUAUCUAAACUCCGCCGGGAUGUGGCUAAUGGGCUUUCAUUGGUUGUCUUUAGUGACUGGUACAACACUUCUGUUAUGAGGAAAGUCAAGUUCUAUGAUGAAAACACCAGGCAAUGGUGGAUGCCAGAUACUGGAGGUGCUAAUAUACCAGCUAUAAAUGACCUGCUGUCAGUGUGGAACAUGGCUUUCAGUGAUGGCAUAUAUGAAGGCGAUUUUUCCAUGGCUAAUCAUGACAUGUACUAUGCUUCUGGCUGCAGCAUUGCCAAGUUUCCAGAAGAUGGUGCUGUUCUAUCACAAACCUUAAAGGACCAAGGGCUUGAAGUGUUAAAGCAAGAAACCUCUAUGGUUGAAAAUGUUCCUCUGCUAGGACUCUACCAGACACACACUGAAGGAGGGGGAAGGAUUGUGCUUUAUGGAGACUCUAACUGCUUGGACGACAGUCACCGCCAGAAAGAUUGCUUCUGGCUCCUCGAUUCUUUACUCCAGUACACUUCUUAUGGAGUGUUACCAGCGAGUCUCAGUCACUCUGAAAACAGACAGAAGCCUCCAACUGGUGAAGGGUUCCCGCUGCCCGAGAGAAUGGAAGGAAACCAUCUCCAUCGCUAUUCUAAAGUACUAGAAGCUCAUUUGGGGGAUCCCAAACCUCGACCAUUGCCAGCUUGUCCUCAUUUAUCCUGGGCCAAACCACUGCCCCUCAAUGAAACUGCUCCUAGUAACCUGUGGAAACAUCAGAAACUGCUAUCAAUAGAUCUGGAUAAAGUGGUUUUACCCAACAUUCGUCAAAAUCGACCACAAGUAAGACCCUUGUCGCCUGGUGAAAGUGGAGCAUGGGAUAUACCUGGAGGCAUUAUGCCCGGACGCUAUAACCAGGAUGUAGGCCAGACCAUUCCUGUCUUUGCGUUCCUUGGUGCUAUGGUGGUACUUGCUUUUUUUGUGGUACAGAUCAACAAGGCCAAGAGCAAGCCAAAGAGACGGAAGCCUCGAGUCAAGCGACCUCCACUUAUACAACAGUUUCACCAACCAAAGACUCCAUCUGUCUGAGCUAUGGCUGGUUUGCCAUCUGUUCCAAAGACGGCUUUAUGAGCUCUGAAACAAACUCUUACUAUAGGUUCUCUGUCUGACCAAACUGGACAUUGGUAUGAAUUGCUUCUUUUUAUAUAUUUAUUAUGUAAAAUAAAUCCCCUUUUAUGAAAGGGCUUCUCAGCACCAAAAAGGGACACUGGGGCAAAUGCAAUAUCAUGAGAAGACUUGUGCUCCACACAAACCAAAUCCAGACACGUUGUUUUAAAGAAGGAUGUUUACCCCAAAUCAGUGACUUUUAUUUUUAUAAAUGUUUUUUUUGUAAUUGUGUUCAUGAUUCCAUCUUUAUUGGUGGGUUCUGUUUUGGAUAAAUAAACCGCUUGUAAUAAAGCACAAUGUACUGCCCCCUACUGGUCUAGCAGUAAUGUAAUCUCAGCAGAUUGUUUUGCUGGUAUAGGGGAAGACUUAUCAAAACUGGAACAGUUGCCCAUAGCAACACAUUUUUAAAAGGCAUUCUGGUUGCUAGGGGCAACUGCUCCUCUGCUCAGAUUUUGAUAAAUCUCCCCCGUGGUAUUUACACAGAUCGUGUGGGAUCCUUCUGGUUUUAUACCAAUGUAUUGUGAGCCUAGUGUGUGACGUAUUCACCACCACUAACCUUAACCUAUUUUGUCACCAUGGAAAGUACAGUCACUUACUUGUACAAUGGCCCUGAUUUACUAAGAGGGGAGUGUAGUUUUCUUUGUGGGUUUCGAUUCCCGACGGGUAUUUUUCCACGGUGUUUACUAAUGCUGUCCGGGCAUGCUGAAAGUUGUAGUUUUGCAACAGCUGGAGGCGCCCUGGUUGGGAAACGCUGAGCUUAGGCCUUGGGAACCACUUGUGAAACAAAUAAAAUUGUACUGCUAUGUUUCUUGUCAGUAUCUAAAGUUUAACACUAUAGUUUCUGGCAGGAAGUAUG